AUCAAAAUCGACUCCGAUUGUUCUAUUCUUUUUUGCAUCGCAACGCUAUUUAACGUCCAUAUUCUACCAUCUCGAGUCGCUACCUGUCACCGCCUCACAAAGUUCACAACCGCCAAGAUGAUGAAAAUAUGGUCUAUGAAAUCCGCCCAACAAAAGGCGGAUAACGCCGAGGGAGCAGCUGGUAAAAAAAAGAAAGUCACAUCCGCCCAACUACGAGUGCAAAAAGAUCUUUCCGAACUAUCCUUAGGCUCAACGAUGAAGACGAUAUUCCCCGAUCCCGACGACAUCCUCAACUUCACACUCGAGAUUCUACCCGACGAAGGCAUCUACCAAGGCGGUCGCUUCACAUUCACAUUUACAAUGGGUCCCAACUACCCCCACGAACCGCCUAAGGUGCGCUGUCAGCAAAAAAUCUACCAUCCCAACAUUGAUCUCGAGGGCAAAGUGUGCUUGAACAUUCUACGCGAGGAUUGGAAACCCGUGCUCAACUUGAACGCCGUUAUUGUUGGUUUGCAGUUCCUUUUCCUCGAGCCCAACGCUUCGGACCCCCUCAACAAAGAAGCAGCGGAGGACCUUCGCUCCAGCAGAGAAAGUUUCCGAAGAAACGUGAGGGCCUCUAUGAACGGCGGAUCGAUACGUGGAGUUCAAUACGACCGAGUGAUGAAACCUUAAGUUUGGAUGGAUGAACAAUUAGGUGGCCUUGCAAACGAACGUGCAAGCAAACAAACAAGCAUCCAUGGGUGUAUCUACCUGAUCUGAUGGGGGGUUCUCGUUGGACACAUCAGAUACAUUUACACAGAAUGAUCCACAGACUUUCAUGGUCAAAUUUAUAGGAAUGAAGGGCGACGAAAGAGGAAGAGGUGGUUUAGUCUUGCUUUCCAAGAUAGCAUAGCAAGGCGUUUUGCAAAGGGCCGCAUUCACUUUAGGGCAUAGAGAAAGACUACCAAUCCCAUCUCUGCGGUAGCAGUGCGCUUUGAUACUUCGGAUAGCUGCCUAGAAAGGUCAUGAAGCCAAUGGCAGCUAUUCGUAUACAUUAGAUAGAUAUUGGCAGAUGAAUGCAAUGAAGUUUACGUAGGUACUUUUCUCAGUUUUUCCUCGAGGUAAUUUGAUUUUAUAUCAUCUGGUACCUAUUAUGUAGGUACAGAGUACUUAUUUUGCGAUAGGUCAUUAAAUGCCAUCAUUGUGACCAUCCUAUAAAAAAUGUGUCCGCUAUUCAUCUAGUGUGUAACUGUAC
Molecule: messenger RNA, 1234 nt
Organism: Hypoxylon trugodes
Lineage: Eukaryota; Fungi; Ascomycota; Sordariomycetes; Xylariales; Hypoxylaceae
Product: putative NEDD8 conjugating enzyme
Exons: 3
Coding region: 118-672 (184 amino acids)
Source: RefSeq, a predicted model, not a curated record